UCCAAGUCCAUUCACGUUCCUGGGAGCUCAGUCCCUGACAAGCUACAGCGUUCUGGUUUCAAGGGGAUUUUUUGAGGAGGCUGGAGGACCGCUUCAGCCCCUCAACGCCACUUUGUGGACCCCGACAUCACGCAGACGGCUUUUGGCCAGUGUCGGUGCCCAGCCAGUGAAGAGGGAGCAAUGCCUGUCCCUGCUGGAUACAUUAGCGACUCCCAGUGUGCGGCCUUCGCAUCCUCGGCCUCGCUUAUCCCUCCGCCCCCGAUCAACACCCGACAGCCCGGUGUUGUCACCUCGCUGUUGUAUAGUGGCUCCAAGUUCAGGGGGCACCAAAAAAGCAAAGGGAACUCGUACGACGUUGAAGUAGUGUUACAGCAUGUUACCAUGGAGGACUCUUACCUCUGUGGUUACCUGAAAAUAAAAGGACUAACAGAGGAAUACCCAACUCUAACCACGUUUUUCGCUGGAGAGAUCAUCAGCAGAAAACGGCCAUUCCUCACCCGGAAGUGGGAUGCAGAUGAGGAUGUGGAUCGUAAACAUUGGGGCAAGUUCCAGGCUUUCUACCAGUAUGCAAAGACGUUCAACUCGGAUGAUUUUGACUAUGACGAUCUUAAAAACUCAGACUACAUUUUCAUGAGGUGGAAGGAGCAGUUCCUGGUCCCAGACCACACAAUCAAAGACAUUAGCGGUGCUUCCUUUGCUGGAUUUUACUACAUUUGCUUUCAGAAAUCCACAGCAACGAUCGAGGGCUACUACUACCACAGGAGCUCUGAAUGGUACCAAUCUCUGAAUCUUACCCACGUCUCCGAGCACAGUGCUGGCAUCUAUGAGUUCCGGUGACCUCGGCUUGCAUCGUGGAUCUUUUGUUUGAUGGACUUGAAGCGAAGCAGAGGUCUGCAGAUGCUACUGACACUGGAAAAGGACAUCAAAAACUCUUUAGAAGACGCGCCAAGCGCACAUGCUUGUCAGUUGGACGAACAGAGGACAUUUGAAUGUAUGUGUUAUGGAUGAUCUUUUAAAAGAAAAAGAAAAAAAAGGAAAUGCAAUUGUGCUCCCUGGCUGGAGCUUCUUAUGUCAGAACCAGAGUCGCAAACCCGGAUGUGGUUCUUACCCGCCGUCUUAUGUUUAAAGUUCUGACUUAUGUUUUCUAAUACUUGGCACACUUCCUCAAGACACUUUAUAAGCUAAGUUGGGACAGUCGCUUUCUCAAAGCUAAGUGCAUAUAGGCAUUUGACUAGGCUGGGACAAGGAUUCCUAACGGGGGUCUGCUUGGCUCAAUAAGAAACAAGAAAGAACCGGGACUCUUCAGGUUUAAGGAAUGGAGCUUUAUUAAGCCCGUAAGCUUGACACGGCAGUAUAUACAGUAUUUCAUUGAUGCUGGUCCUUUGUUUCUCUAUCAAAAGGAUAUUUUUGAAAUUUUUAUCGGAAAAGAUGGGCACUUUGCGGGACUCUCAUGCCCCCUCACCCUUCAUGUGGCUGACAUGCAAAACAAGCAACUUCCCUUCCCUUGUGUCCACCAUAUUUGCUUUUAAUCAGAAGUAAUUGCCGUGGAUGUCGUUAUAUUGUUACAUUUGCACAAAGAGGAAUUACAGUACUUGUUAUGAAAGCUCACAUGCCCUAGUACACAAGCUCAAAGCUGUAUGAUGGAGAAAAAUAAUUUUAGCUACUUUAAAAGUGUUUUAAGUUUUUGGGGCGAUGAGAGACAAGUCAAUCACGUUUAAGUAUUAUGACAGAGUAUUUUUUACCCAGCUCUGUGGUCUGCAUUAUAGAGCUUUGUAUGUGUCACUUUUAACUUAUGAACCCCCUCCCAAUCUUUUCCAUCGACGUCUCUGACUAUGCAACAUGUUCAACAUAGCACUCUCCCAACAUCAAGCCUCCAUUUUCAGAGAUUUUAUUCUAUCCUUGAGUAUAUAAAACGAAAUAUAAUAAUCUUAUCUUCAUUAAAAGGAAAUAUUUUUGUUAAAAUACCAAUGAAGUCCCGAAUCAUGUUCCCCCGUCAUGUGACUGUGCCAUGUUUUUAAAGUUUAUCAGAGUUGUUUUACAACAGAUUAAGAUGUGUUUGCUUGAGAUUGAUAAAUUGGAUUGAUUGUAUUGAAUGGACGGCGGAUUUGAAAAAGAAAUCAUAUCAAAAACAACCCUGUGUUCUAUGUGCGUGAUUUUACAACUCUUUAAAAUGAGGGCUCAAAAUGACUGAUGCUAAUCCUGCACAACUAGAAUAGCAUCAGAAUUAGAGGUCGACAGAUAUAUUGGCCGGCCGAUAUAUCGGGUCCAAUAUAUAGAUUUUUUUCCGACAUUGGCAGAUUUACAAAAAAAUCUCCUGAUUUACAAAAAAAUUAGCCGAUUAAAAAAGGAUUUUGAUCAGGCAUCUGUGUGAACAACUGCCGCUGACGGAUGGUGGGACCCCGGAAGGACCCCCGCAGCAGCUUGAAGGAAGUCAGGCUUGCCUGUUGUGUUAAUAUUGUAAGAAGAGAACAUGCAAUUUUGCUUCAGCCUUUUAAGGCGUUUACCGAUUGAUCCUUUCACUCUAAAUGUAACUUGUAGCGUGUUGUCACUAACGCGUUACUGUAAUAUGAUUACUUUCUUUCAGUAACGAGUAAUUUAACA
Corythoichthys intestinalis (scribbled pipefish) is the source of this 2601-nucleotide messenger RNA. RefSeq names its product glucose-induced degradation protein 4 homolog. The coding region runs from base 181 to 837 and encodes 218 amino acids. The record is from RefSeq and is a predicted model, not a curated record. Gene Ontology annotation, cellular component: GID complex. The transcript is spliced from 6 exons. Gene Ontology annotation, biological process: negative regulation of gluconeogenesis; proteasome-mediated ubiquitin-dependent protein catabolic process; protein targeting to vacuole. Lineage: Eukaryota; Metazoa; Chordata; Actinopteri; Syngnathiformes; Syngnathidae.